AUGGGUCCAGAAGCGGGAACCCCACUAGCCUCUUCCGAAUUGGCUCGGCUCACGACUCCAUCCACAACCAUUGCCGUACCAUCACGACCUCGAUCGCCUUGUCCACGUCCCUCAAUUCGGUCUGUCCGCCGAACCCCCGACUCGAGCGAUCUUUCCCCCGGCCGACACAUCAACCGACGCUUCAUCAUGGCUGGCCACGGUCACCACAGCUUCAAUGGGCCCCCCAAGCCCCCGGUGGCUCACGUGCCCCGGAUCUAUCGAUUCACUGCCACUGCCCUGGGUGCUGGCAUGUGGUUCUUCCUGAUGUACCGGGCUAAGAAGGAUGGUGCCGUGCUCCUCGGUCUCAAGCACCCUUGGGACCACUAA
Fusarium falciforme is the source of this 366-nucleotide messenger RNA. RefSeq lists its product as hypothetical. Gene Ontology annotation, cellular component: mitochondrial inner membrane. The transcript is spliced from 5 exons. NCBI's taxonomy places the organism in Eukaryota, Fungi, Ascomycota, Sordariomycetes, Hypocreales, Nectriaceae. Bases 1 to 366 code for a protein of 121 amino acids. The record is from RefSeq and is a predicted model, not a curated record.